Messenger RNA from Ruditapes philippinarum (Manila clam), 2443 nucleotides. Its product is annotated as transmembrane protein 272-like. The coding region runs from base 192 to 833 and encodes 213 amino acids. The record is from RefSeq and is a predicted model, not a curated record. Lineage: Eukaryota; Metazoa; Mollusca; Bivalvia; Venerida; Veneridae. The transcript is spliced from 6 exons.
UUGACCAUUCUUGAAUAAAAUUUAAUAUGAGAUUUAAAAUAUUUAAUUGCCUUUAAUAACGGGUGUGUUAAAUGCAAUAUAAAGUCAACAAACUAUUGAAAAUUUGUGCAUUGGAGAAAGUUAUCUGAAAGACAAAGGAACUUAUUUCAACGAAGAAUUACUAUAUAUAAAUAAAUAUUAAAUCAAGAAAAAUGGAAAAGAAUACAGGAACUGAUGUGGAAGCGCAGAAGUCAGGGCCACCGCCAUCUUAUGAAGAAUCCGUGUUUAAAAAAAUACAGACGGCAAAAGAUCAGUCCGAUGGAAAUAUUGACUUUGGGAAGAAGUUCUGCUUCAUUUUAUGUGGUUCUAUUGGUUGCACCAUCGCAAUGGGCGUGUUUCUAGCCAUUCCAAUAGCUAUGAUUGUUAUGGGCGCAAUCCAUCUAAACGAUUGUCCGGCUGAGCGCAUGAUUCCGAUCUAUCUCAUUGUUGGCGGUUCUUUCGGGAUUUUGAAAAACCUCCUCUCCAUCGGACAAAGAUGUAAAAACAGAGAUGAAGAAGACAGCGAUGAAAAGAAUACUAAGCCGAAUCCUGUUGAUGGCAUUGUCGGCUGCUUCCUGCUUGCUUGGUUUAUUGCCGGGAAUGUGUGGGUAUAUAGAACACACAAUGAAUGGUCAAAGGAUUCUUCCGCGGACAAUUACUGCGACCCAACUCUAUAUUGGUUUGCCUUUUGGAUAGUGACGUCAACAUACAUCAUCUUGGGCGUCGUUCUCUGUCUCGUCUGCUGCGGGGUUCUCGUCUGCUGUUGUUGUGCUGCCAAAGGUGCCGCUCAGGGAAACAAUUUCGACCAACAAUAAAAUAAGCUAUGAAUUGGACUUGCGCAGUGUCUGAAAAGGAUUUAGUUCUACAAGAACUUUCAUUAUAUAUAUAUACAUAUCAAAUUUUGUUUUCAGUUAAGCUUAAAGUCAUAAUGAAUAGUAAAUGUCUCGAGCUAAUAAAUACACAAAUUCAAAAAUAGCUAUUUACAUAAUCAGAAGAACUUUUAAUCACGUUAGAUAUUAAGAAAUUUAUUGACAUGGAUCUUCUUGUAUUUAUUGCUAUUUGCCUUUAUUUUCAAAGAGUAAAAAGUAACAAAAAUAAACAAAGACUCAUUGAAAAUGUUAAGAAUGAUAGAAUAUGUAAAGAAAAAAAUCUUCUAUACUCAUCUGUACGCAUAUAUUAAGUUUUAGAUGUAUUGCAAACAGUUUAGAGCCAGGCCAGCCUGCUGUCAGAUUUGUAAAAUCUGAUACAUAUUAUACUUAUUUUUUAAAAGCUUGACUUUGUUCUUUAGAAUUCAAAGCAGUGCAUAUCCCUUAUUCAAUUACUGGUAUUUGAAAUACCGAUGAAGGUGUUUUUGUCCAUCAUGUAUUUUAUUCCUAAAUUUUUCUUCUUUGUUUAGUCUCAUGAUUUUUCAUGAUUCCUUAAAUUUUUCACAUGUCUCAAAAAAAAAAUUAUUUUAAGUUUCACGAAUUUUCUUAUUUUUUAAGUACAUAAGUCACGAUAAAGUAAUCUUAUGCAGGUGUAAACCUUGAAAAUAUCUGUUUUAUAGUGAAAUUCUACCUCUAUGCCUUUUUGCGUUACAAGUAUACAUAAUACUCAUAAUAUUGGUUUUAAGAAUAUUGUCUUACAUAUGUUGAAAUGCCUUAUACUGCUGUGUCUUUUGGGAUUUUUUUAAUUGUUUUGUCAAAAAUGUUAUAAGAUCGGGUUAUAUUGAUGCCCUUGAGUAUUCCAUUCAGAAUUCUUGACCGAAAAGACCGGAGAGUUAUUUCUCUCUUCUUUUUUAUAUUUCAAUUAUACAGUAAAGGUAAUGUAUAGAAAUCGAAAGUACAUAUAUAUCUCUAUAGUUCGAUUCUGCUCCGAAUUUAAACAUACUUCUUUUGGACACAAUAUCAAAUAUAUUUCAAUGUGCCACAAUCUACAUGUAUAUAGUUUUGUCAUUAAGGCAGCUUAAAUGUGAAUACAUGUAUAUUGUUGUAAAUAAAAAAAACAAGGAACUGUUGUAAAUAGAUAAUGUGUAUUCUAAUUUAGAUUUGGCAUAUUCGCGUUUGAACAAUCAUAUUGGUUAAAGUAGGCCCGUUAAUUAAGGGUAGUAAUUAAUUUUGCAACAGUUUUUGUACGUGUGUGUGUGUCUGUCUGUUUUGUGAAUUGUUUUCCAAUUUCGAAGACAUGUUUACAAUAUUUGUUUAGAUUUCUGUUGAUACUAUAUGCCAUUAGUAUAUGUCUCUGCUUAAAGUAUGUCUUUUUUCUGUAUAAAUUAUAAGUUUUUGUCUUAUUUAGUUGUAUUUUUCAUUCUUUUUGCAUAAUAUUAAUUAUAUUUAUAAUCAAAGGGUAAAUACAAGUUUAGUUUCUAAUUACCAUUGUUUUAUUUUAAUCAUUUCAAUUCCCUUUUAUGACCCAGUUGGCGCGCAUGCGUUUGCAUCAAUAAUUC